AUGCAACCACCAAUUCCCUCACACCCUGCUCUACCUCCUGUUGCCCCUCCAACUGUCCAGACUGCUGAGGUGUCCAAUGUCCCAAUCCAACAAAGGGCAGUUAUUGGGACUUUGACCAGACUUUUCAAUGAGACAUCGGAAGCAUUAGGAGGGGCGAACGCGGUUCCAACAAAGGCCAGUGGUGACUUUGCUACUGCCCUCAAGAUUCAGGUGGAUCUUACGACUAGUGACUGGGAUGAGUAUAGCUUCUGGAAGUUGGUGGUCAAGCAAAUUGAAGCUUCAGACCUAGAAGAUGAUAAACUUCAUGAUGAUAUUAAAGCUGCAGAAAAGCAUACAGCUCUUCAUUCAGCCCUAUCAGAACUUGCAGGUGAUUUUGAUGGGGAAUCUAUGUUGUUCUUGCAGCGAUUUUUUCGCACAAGAGUGAAACCUGUAGUAUCCAUAGGCUCCUUGAAGCUUGAUCUUGCUCUUGGAAUUGGAGGAUUACCAAAGGGAAGAAUUGUUGAGCUUGGAGGUUAUUAUGCUUACUUGGAUGUGGAGAAUGCACUAGACCCACUGCUGCUUGAAACAGUUGGUGUAAAUACCAAAAGUCUUCUCAUCUCACAGCCAAAUUCUGCUGAAAAUUUGCUGAGUACUGUUGACACUCUCACACAGAGUGGAGUAGUUGAUGUGAUUGUCAUCGACAGUGUUGAUGCACUCAUCCCACAACGUGAAAUUACAGGUGUAAUAAGUGACAAUAUCAUUGAGACACAAUCACGAAUAAUGACACGAGCACUUCGCAAGAUUCUUUAUUCUUUAUGUCGUUCAGAGACUCUUAUUAUAUUUAUAAAUCAGGUGAGAUAA
This is a messenger RNA of Lactuca virosa, 840 nucleotides long. NCBI's taxonomy places the organism in Eukaryota, Viridiplantae, Streptophyta, Magnoliopsida, Asterales, Asteraceae. The record is from the annotation of a GenBank genome assembly.